AGGCUUCGAUAGAUACAUACAUAUAUACAUGUAAAUGCCUCUCUCUGUUGUGUUUUUUUUUUUUAUUCAAAGCCUCUCUCUGUUGUGUUGAAGACUGCUCCUUUCAAUGGCUGCUUCACUUCUUCCCUGUCCUCCUUCCUCCAACAACUACAGGAUGGGUCAACUGUGUCUACACAUGCAUCCAGACCAAUUACAGAAAAGCAUCAUGUGUUUGUCUGUUCAUAUCCAAAGUAAAGCAUGUAACAGGAAGUUAUACAUGAUACCUGGAGGAGCCAUUUCCGAUCGCCAUGUUUUGAGAACUUCUGCAUCAGCUGGCUCAAUUGAAUUAGAUAGCACACACCAAGGAAAUGAAGCUUCUUUUAGUGUUUGGGGUCCAAAUGAUCCUCAAGGCAGGUCAAAAAAGUUGCUUGAUUGCUCAAGGAAUCCCUUGGAGGAUACCACAGAUUUUGAAGGACAGCUGCAGGAAUUAUUUGAUGAAGUGAAAACAAUGAUUAAGAUGGGGAAUGAAAAUGAUGCCAUAGACCUCCUUCGAGCAAAUUAUGAAGCUGUGAAAGAACAGAUGGACUCUGGUGCUAGAGGUAUAGAACAAGCUGCCACACUAGAUGUCAUAGCCUUGGGGUACAUUGCUAUUGGGGACUUGAAGAUGGUUGGCUCCCUGUUGGACGUGUUAGAUGAGGUCGUUGAUGGUUUAAAGGAUGACGAACUCCUUCUCGAUUCAGUACUAACACAUAUGGGAAGUAUGUAUUCAGCUUUGGGAAAAUUUGAGGAUUCCAUGCUUGCAUACAGAAGAUCUCUUGAAAUUCUAGAGAGAGAAUAUGGUAAAAAUAGUGUUUUUCUUAUCACACCGUUACUAGGGAUGGCAAAAGUACUUGGUUCUAUUAGAAGAGCCACAAAAGCAGUAGAGGUAUAUCACCGUGUGAUUACUAUAUUCGAAUUGAGCAAAGGUGCAGAGAGUGAGGAUUUGGUGGUGCCUUUACUUGGCCUCGGCAAUCUUUUAAUGAAGGAAGGAAAAGCUAUGGAUGCUGAAAUUCCUUUUAUGAGAAUCCUCAACAUAUAUACAAAGUUAUAUGGGGAGAAUGAUGGAAGAGUUGGAAAGGCUAUGUGUUCGUUGGCCAAGGUGAAAUUUGCAAAAGGGAAUGCUGAUGAAGCCAUUCAAUUAUAUAUAAAUGCUCUUCAGGUCCUCAAGGAUUCAAAAGGUAUGCCUUUGGAUGACAACGUCAUGGAAAAGAUGAGGAUAGAAGUAGCAGAAUUGCUGCAUUUAGUGGGAAGAGGAAAAGAAGGUCGUAAGUUACUAGAGGAGUGCUUGUUCAUCACUGAGAAGUAUAAAGGAAAAGAACACCCUAGCUUAGUUACCUAUCUUGUAAAUCUUGCAACCUCUUUUUCAUGCUCCAAGAACUUUGUGGAGGCUGAGCGCUUGUUGCGGAGGAGUUUGCAGAUCAUGUUGAAGACUGUGGGACCCAAUGAUCAGUCCAUCACCUUUCCAAUGUUAAAUCUUGCAGUUACUCUCCACAACUUAAACCAGCAUGAGGAAGCUGAGCAGGUAGCUGUGGAAGUUUUGCGCAUCCGUGAGAAAGCAUUUGGAAAAGAAUCUCUUCCAGUUGGUGAAGCUCUCGACUGUUUGGUGUCUAUCCAAUCCAAACUAGGGAAGGAUGAUAUUGAGUUACUGGAGCUUCUGAAGAGGGUUCUGGCAAUUCAAGAGAAAGGGUUUGGUUCUGAGAGUGAGGAGGUUAUGCAAACCCUGAACAAAAUUGUAUUCUACCUAGACAAAAUGGGAAUGAGAGAUGAGAAAUUUCCUAUGCAAAGAAGGUUGUCUAUGCUCAGAACCAAAUACAAACAUAUGGUUCAGUAUUAGGUUGUCAUUGCUAAAGCUACUCUUCUGCUUUGAAACCUAUAUAAAAUGUCUAUAUGGGACUUCACCUUUCAUUGUGUCUGAUGGUGAUAUCAAUCUUCCAUGUCAUAAUGUUUAAAUGAGAAACAAAUUAUGCGUCCAA
This is a messenger RNA of Camellia sinensis, 1991 nucleotides long. Lineage: Eukaryota; Viridiplantae; Streptophyta; Magnoliopsida; Ericales; Theaceae. The record is from RefSeq and is a predicted model, not a curated record.